AAGAUGAUAAAAAAGCAAUAAAGUAUGGAGAAGAUUGAAAAAGGCGAAAGCUUAGUCUCACUUGCUUGCUGCUACUUGGCUUCGUUCUGCUCAUUGAUGAACUUUACUGUAUUUCAAUUCAGUGAUGAUUGAAAAGACAACGAUUUCUCCAUUUCUCUCUUCCAGGAAAUUUCCCCAGAUUUCCUAUAACUAGUGUGGCAACUAGGAAGUAGAAACAGUUGGUUUUGCCCAAACGUGGACCUGAUAUUGCAGAACGUUAUUGGAUCAAUAUCUUACUUGUUUCAUCUUUAUUGAUCCCCUGGAGUGGAGCACAAUCUCAUGUAUUGAUCUCAACAUACUUUGUGCGGUAAUGUGGGUAAUGCGAACAAAAUGCUACCUCUUCUGGUGCUUUUUGUGCGGGAAUCUCUUCAUAGGUUCAUUGUCAGCUGCUGCAUCGCAGCGUAAGGGAGAACCUUUCGAAAGAGGAUUUUUUGACCAUUCUAUACCAUUUGGGAAUAUUGGAUCCAUAAAUAAUAUCACAACCCACAUCCAAGAGUCAAGUGUUACUGCUUCAAUAAACUUGGUGUCUUGUCAGGAUCUCGAAGGUGUUGGAUCAUUUGAUACCACCUGCUAUCUGAAUUCAAACCUGUACAUAAAUUCUGAUUUGUAUGUAUCAGGUUCUGGAAACUUGGAGAUACUUUCUCAAGUUUUAAUUGUUUGUCCGAUGGAAGGAUGCACCAUAAGUAUCAAUUUGUCUGGUAAUGUUAAUGUUGGCCAGGAUGCUGCCAUAAUAGCUGGUUCCAUUAUUCUUUCAUCUCUGACUCUGACUAUGGAGUCCAAUUCUUCUAUAAAUACAACAGCAUUGGGUGGAUCACCUCCUUCUCAGACCAGUGGCACACCAGUUGGCUAUGAAGGAACUGGUGGAGGGCAUGGUGGACGAGGUGCAUCAUGCCUGAAAGCCAAUCAAACAAAUGCUUGGGGUGGUGAUGUUUACGCUUGGUCAACUUUGUCGAAGCCAUGGUCUUAUGGAAGCAAGGGCAGUGGCACAUCUGUUGAGCAUAAGCUUGGAGGAAGUGGUGGAGGACGUGUUUUGCUUGAGGUUAAAGACUUAUUGCAUACAAAUGGAUCUAUAAGUUCGAAUGGUGGUGAUGGAGGCCCAGACGGAGGUGGAGGAUCUGGUGGAAGCAUCAUUAUUUUUGCUCAAAAGUUGAAGGGUAAUGGAAUGAUAAGUGCAGCUGGUGGAACUGGAUGGGGUGGUGGUGGUGGUGGAAGAAUUUCUCUAAAUUGCUACAGCAAGCAAGAAGAUGUAAAAGUCACUGUGCAUGGUGGUCAGAGUAUUGGGUGCCCUUGGAACGGUGGGGCUUCUGGUACUUACUUUGAUGACUACAUGUUAAGUCUACGGGUGGACAAUAAUAAUAUAACAACAGAAACAGAGACUCCUUUGCUAGAUUUUUCUACUACCCCCUUGUGGACAAAUGUAUACGUGGAGAACAAUGCAAAAGUUUUGGUUCCUCUACUUUGGACUAGAGUUCAGGUUAGAGGCCAAAUUAGCCUUCUAUGCGGGAGUAGUAUAGUCUUCGGGUUGUCUGAUUAUCCAGUAUCUGAAUUUGAGCUUGUUGCCGAGGAAUUACUAAUGAGUGGAUCCAUUAUAAAGGUUUAUGGUGCACUUAGAGUUGCUGUCAAGAUGUUACUCAUGCUGCAGUCACAAAUCCAAGUUGAUGGUGGAGAAAAGUCUGUUAUUACUACCUCAGUCCUUGAAGUGAGGAAUCUUGUUGUUCUAAAGGGAAGCUCUGUUAUCAGUUCAAAUGCAAAUUUGGCUUUAUAUGGUCAAGGGUACCUGGAAUUGACUGGUCAGGGUGAUGCAAUCAAAAGCCAACGACUUUCCUUGUCACUAUUCUAUAAUAUAACCGUUGGCCCAGAGUCUUUACUUCAAGCACCACUGGAUGAUUAUAACAGUAAAAGCAAGGUCACUGAAUCUCUCUGUGAUAAGUCAACCUGCCCUGUGGAUUUGAUAGCUCCACCAGAAGAUUGCCAUGCUAACUACACACUUUCAUUUUCUUUGCAAAUUUGUCGUGUUGAGGACAUUCUUAUAAAUGGCAUUGUCAAGGGUAGCAUCAUUCACAUUCACAGAGCAAGAAGUGUCAUUGUGGAUACUCGUGGCAUAAUAACUGCCUCAGCACUAGGAUGCAGCAAUGGCAUUGGUAACUACUCAAAUGGAGCAGGUGCUGGUGCUGGGCAUGGAGGAAGAGGUGGUUCCGGAUUCUGCAGUGGGAAUAUGAGUGAAGGUGGGCAGAAAUAUGGCAGAGCUGAUUUUCCAUGUGAAUUGGGCAGUGGAACUAAGAGUCCUGUCCAAUCCUAUGAACCAGUUGCUGGUGGGGGUAUAAUUGUUUUAGGUUCCAGUCUGUGGCCACUUUUAGCUCUAGAUGUUUUUGGAUCUGUGGAAGCUGAUGGCCAAAGCUGUAAUAAAGCGACGAGAAACAUAAAUGACUCUCUUAUUUGUGGACUUGGCGGAGGUUCUGGUGGUACUAUUCUCCUUUUUCUUCAUGCACUGGCGCUAAUGGGUAAUUCAUCUUUAUCUGUUGUUGGAGGCUCUGGUGGCCUCAUCGGCGGAGGUGGUGGGGGCGGUGGCAGAGUUCAUUUUCACUGGUCCAAGAUAAAUGAGGGCAUUGAUUAUGAGCCUCUUGCUACUUUAAAUGGAACCAUUGACAUUAGGAGGAGUUACCCAAUCACCUUGUCCAUACAAAUGUAUAUCGGACAAGUAUAGGAUGCCAAACUGCUAUACACCCUUGGAGGAGUUGAUAUAUACGUUUGGAGGACCCUGGCCUUUCUCAUUACUGCUAUCUUGCAUUGUGAUUAUCCUAUCAAUAUUGCUAAGUACAUUGAGAAAAAAGUUGAUAGGGCCUGGCUUUUCUCAUCAGACUUCAAAUUCAAUUAAUCAUCAUGGAAAUUACCAUUUCCCAUACCUCCUUUCGCUAUCAGAGGUCCGCGGUACGAAAAGUGAAGAAACUCAAAGCCAUGUUUAUAGGAUGUACUUUAUGGGUCCCAACACAUUUAGGGAACCCUGGCAUCUUCCUUACUCGCCGCCUGAUGCAAUUAUUGAGAUUGUGUAUGAAGAUGCAUUUAACAGAUUCAUUGAUGAGUUCAACUCUGUUGCUGCUUAUGAUUGGUGGGAAGGGUCUGUGCACAGCAUACUUGCUGUGCUUGCAUACCCUUGUGCAUGGUCCUGGAAGCAAUGGCGACGUAGGAAAAAAAUUCAUCGCCUUCAGGAGUAUGUCAAGUCUGAGUAUGAUCAUUCCUGUUUACGUUCUUGCCGCUCACGUGCCUUAUAUAAAGGAAUGAAGGUGUAAGCUUUAUCUCGGUACUUAACUUUCUGCACAUAUCUUGUUUAAAUUUUUUGUUCUGUGCUGGAAUUAUAGGGGCUUGGCAUGCAUUUUUCUCUUCAGGUUUUAUUCCUCCGUCCCAAAAAAAGUCUCGUUUCAAAACUUAUGAUCAAAGUACUCCGUACAAUGUAAGUUUUCACCAAAACAAAAAAUGUUCGAAGGG
Cuscuta campestris is the source of this 3522-nucleotide messenger RNA. The record is from the annotation of a GenBank genome assembly. Lineage: Eukaryota; Viridiplantae; Streptophyta; Magnoliopsida; Solanales; Convolvulaceae.